Molecule: messenger RNA, 918 nt
Organism: Rotaria sp. Silwood1
Lineage: Eukaryota; Metazoa; Rotifera; Eurotatoria; Philodinida; Philodinidae
Source: the annotation of a GenBank genome assembly
AUGCGUGCAAGUUCCAUUGAUAUUCAUCCCAAUGCAACAUGGUCAAAGAAUGGUAUCACUGUUGCUGGAGGAAAUGGAUGGGGCAGAAAAACCAAUCAAUUCUGUUACCCAUUGGGUUUGUACAUCGACGAUGAUUUAACCAUUUAUGUCGCUGAUCACUGGAAUCAUCGUAUUGUGGAAUGGAAAUCUGGUGCAACGAAUGGCAUAGUAGUUGCUGGUGGAAAUGGAAUUGGAAAUGGAGCUCAUCAAUUAAGCCGACCAAUAGAUGUGAUUAUCGACAAAGAGAGCGAUAGUCUCAUCGUCUCCGAUUAUAGAAAUAAUAGAGUAGUUCGCUGGCCUCGUCGAAAUGGUACUCGUGGAGAAACAAUGAUUUCAAAUAUCUCUUGCAUGGGUUUGACAAUGGACGACAAUGGUUAUCUCUAUGUCGUUGACAAUGAAAAACAUGAAGUGAGACGAUAUAAAAUUGGUGACACUCAAGGAACAGUAGUUGCAGGUGGUAAUGGAAAAGGAAAUCGUCUCGAUCAACUCCCUAAUCCCCACUAUGUAUUUGUCGAUCAAGAACAUUCAGUUUAUGUGUCUGAUUAUGACAAUCAUCGUGUAAUGAAAUGGGAAGGUGUAACACAAGGCAUUGUCGUAGCUGGUGAUCAAGGAAAAGGAAAUAGUCUUACACAAUUGUAUCGGCCUAAUGGAGUCGUUGUCGAUCAAUUGGGUACUGUCUAUGUGGCUGAUAGUGGCAAUCAUCGAAUCAUGCGUUGGCCAAAAGGAGCAACACAAGGAACUGUCAUUGUUGGUGGAAACGGUCAAGGAGCACAGUCGAAUCAACUCAAUCAUCCCAUAGGUUUAUCAUUCGAUCGACAUGGCAAUCUCUAUGUCCUCGAACUGUAUAAUCAUCGAGUACAAAAAUUUAAUAUCGAAUGA